AUGCUCCGCGUCCGUCGUGUUCGCCUUCCGAUCGGAAGACCUGUUGCAUCCUCUAUACUACACAUACAAUUCCACGCAAAAACUGCUCAAUGUGAACGCCGAACUCAACGUUAUGGGAGCCACGCUGGAGUCACAAAUGCUGCUCCUCCGACGUCAACUGCGACGGAGUUUCUAGCUCACCAACAGGCACUGUUUCCCACGGAGUUCUCGGAGCUUUCCGAGUACAUCAGACAGGAUGGCGGGAGCCACCUCAGCGAUAGCCAAGGUCCUCAAGAGGAGGCAGCUUACAAUACAGAAGAGAUAAAGCUGGAACUUACGCGCAAGUCCAAAGGCCCAACGGAUCGUCACCUACACCCGUCACCGUUCCGCAGAAGAUUAGAUCAAAUCCUCUCUUUAUUCCUUCCCUCUCAUCCUAGACGAAACAGAGUUGAUCUGUCCUAUACCAAUGCCCUUCAUUGGCAGUUGAACAAUCAAAAGCUGGAUGAAGAAUCUACGGUGACAUUCAGAAGCUCAACUUCUCUACGCAAACUUCUUCUCGAUUACCUCCAGAAUAUCGCACCCCUUCUACAUGGUGCUCAGGACGAAGAGAAGCUUUUGCUCGCUCUAAGGGCUACUUUUCCUCACGACUCUCUGAGGAUUCUGGAGGAUCUCGGAUACGACAUCACUGACGUCGCAAGUUGGGCCUGGAUUUUCUCUGAAAAUGUUGACCUUGCCUUUGCAAGGUACGGCGCACUUGCGCAAAAAGUACGCGAAUCUGGACGAGGUCGGAUACCGAAGUUCGUGUUUUUACAAUUGCUUCGCGCGGAAAACCUCAGUGUAUUCGCUCUGAAGGGAUUCAUAAGAAGUAUUUUGGCCGAUUUGCAAAUCUGUUCGGAGGCCAAGGAGUAUUUCGGCUGGUCCUGGGUCACCCGAGUGUGCUUAGUCGUUCGAUUGCUGCGACAUGCUCGUUCGACGGCACCCGAGUGCUUUGGGGACAUCAGUGUCAUUGUCAAGCACCUCUUCUCGGAUUACUACAGUGUCCACCCUCGUCCACUCGAAGGUCCGGAGUUACUGCGCCUCACCCACAUAUACAAUCGUUUCCUGUCCUUGAUAUCUCUGGCUCCGCAAAAAGCACCUUACAGUGCAUAUCUUUCGCAGCAGUAUGCGCAGCUAGCACUCGUCCGCCAAAUGUUCGCUUUUACCCCGCAACUAUUGCUAACGCGCGAAGGGUACCGUGCUUUGAUUGCAGUCCAACUACUCCAUCCCAAGACAGGGCCCGAACGCACUUGGGCGGAGGCCAAAUCUCUGUCCUGGCCUCCUUGGCGUCAUAUCAAGUCAGGAAUUGAACAGGAUCUCGAGUAUCCUGGGAAGGAGAGCCGUGUUAUCAAGCUAUUACAGCGGAUGAAGGCGGCAGGGUAUUCCCACGGUGAUUGGGAAAGAAGUGCUGCUGUCCUAGCAGGGUGGGAUACUGACAAAAGCCCUACGAUACAAACUCGCGCCAUAUUGAUGCGCCAGCGACGCCCGUGGCUCCUUUUGCGGAGCCCUCGUAAAACAGAAGAAAACGAAUCUGGUUACACGCCAGAACUGUGGGCCGCACGCAUCCGAGCGACAAGAACCAAGCGAGAGGCAUGGGCAUCUUUUUGUUCCUACGAGAAAUCCAAACCCGCUUCUCAAGCACAUUAUCAACCCUAUUUCGCAAUGCUGGAUAAACUUCUCAGCUCAACAGUCCAGCCGGAAUCUACGCUGGCCUGGAAGUACCUCGCAGGCGAUAUAAAAGAGCCUUUCGAAGUCUCGGCAAAUCCCCGGGAGGUCAUUUACGUUGAGACAGAGGUUCCUUCGGUGGAUGAAUUUUACGAACACAUGCUGCGGGCCGGAGUCAAACCGGGUGGUCAUCUUCUUGCCAGUCUACUGGAUUACGCGGUCAAGGUUGAGACUGGAUUUGGUUACAUUCAAGCCAGUCGAUGGGACGAAGUCACGAAAGACGUCCUCCGCCACGCCGAGAAAUACCCAAGUUUUGUUAUUCGGGACAGCUUAAGUAAAAUCCCCAAGCCGACCCUGGCCGCCUUCAUUUCGCUCAUGUGUAAGAGCGGACCCGAAGAUCCACUGACAUUUCGUGACAUUGGACGGAUGGACUUUACUACUGACCAGUUGAUCAAGAGAAAUCAUCAAGAUGUGCCGGCUUUGACGUACGCGUCGCAAUUGCUGCUUGCGGCAGGCAUCUCAGACAUUCGCGUCUGGAAUGCUUUCAUAGAAGGGGCAUCAAUGAGCAUUGGGAAAUCACCAGCCAAUUACAAAGGUGCUGCAACUAGGGCAGCGGUGUGGCGCCGCGUGAGAAGGAUUCUUUCGCCUGAGGAGAUGUACCUUGACAUACAUCCCGAUCUCGAUACCUUCCGACAUCUGACAACGAUCCUUAACACAAUGUUAAGGGAUGUGAACAUGCGGAUCCCACCAGAAAAUCUUGGCUCACUUGCGAAGAUGACAUUCAUUCGGGCCAUCUAUGGACGCUUGACCAAGGCAUUUCUCCCUGGACCUGAACGUUCACUCCUUGUCGUGCCCGAUUUGGAGGAUCUCAAACUCGUGAUUAGUGUUUUGGUAUCUAUACAUGAUACUCAAGGGUUGCUUGCGGUUCUGAAAUGGGUCAAUGAGCACGCCGCGAAGUUUGGGCCACUGAACCUUCAGUCCGAAUCCGAGUCUCAGAACACAGUGCACGAGACAGCGCAGGAGAGGAUUUUGACUCAGUCUCCGCUGCACGACAUACUGUGUGCCAUCAGACUCUUCCUUGAGGGCAGCCGGUUGCGGCCUACCAGUUCUUCGGGUAGAGAAGGAGACGCUGUGAGGUUCGAGAGUCCCUUAGCUCGGGAUCCCCGCAUUGUCCAGCUGGCACGGGAAUAUUGUCGAGAGCUGCAUUGGCCGUCAGAUGACGAGAUCGGAAUUUUCCUCGCUCGCAACGUCAAGUGGGUGGAAAGAGUCAGACGGACAGCGGAAUUAACAGCUCGGCGGAAAGGCAUGGCUAACAAGAAAACGCAAAGUACGCAAAGAGAUGAGGUGGCUGUUGGAUAG
Fonsecaea multimorphosa CBS 102226 is the source of this 3039-nucleotide messenger RNA. RefSeq lists its product as uncharacterized. Lineage: Eukaryota; Fungi; Ascomycota; Eurotiomycetes; Chaetothyriales; Herpotrichiellaceae. The coding region runs from base 1 to 3039 and encodes 1012 amino acids. The record is from RefSeq and is a predicted model, not a curated record. The transcript has a single exon.